Molecule: messenger RNA, 4202 nt
Organism: Cinara cedri
Lineage: Eukaryota; Metazoa; Arthropoda; Insecta; Hemiptera; Aphididae
Source: the annotation of a GenBank genome assembly
AUGAAUAAGAAGGAAGCAUACACCGGUGAUGAUGAUGAUGACGACGGUAACGCGUGGUUUUAAUAGAUACAUAUAGAAAAAAAACGCUAUGCAAAUAUUAUAUUUAUUAUUUAGAUUGCGUUGAACGACUUGCUAUGUGCGGUUCGAUAUGUGUCAAUCCGAAAAAAUGUAUAAUACAUUUCAAACCAGGGCGUACGUAUAUUCGUAAAAUAAAAUUGUUAAACAUGACCGAUAGGCCACAAAUCGUUCAAAUACAACAGUCGGAGAAUAAAAUAUUCAAAUUUCCAGACCUAACUACCGUGAGUGGUACACAUUAUUGUUAAAACGAAUAUAUACCUAUAUAUUUAUUAUGUAUACGUGAAAAAUACAUUUUUUUUUUUAAAAGUUUGGUUUUUUCGUGAUCAACAUAAUAUUAUCUCACAGCUUUCACUCGAAUAAUAAUUUUUAAAAAAUACUAAAAACAACCACAAUAAUACUAAUUGAUAUACGUUCGUAAUCGUCAAAAUAUGAGUAGUUGUUUUUUUUUUCAAUUUAUAUGGUACCUAUAAUAGGUAUUCCAUCUAGUAAAAGUUUGACAGUUUAAAAUUUAGAUCAUUUAAGAUCUAUCAAUUAUCAUAAUAUAAGAAUGGAUAUAAAAUGUACCAAUUACAAAUUUACCCUCCCAUUGUACUUUGGUUCAAAUUGUGAACUGCCAUAACUCGUGAACGGUUAAUUCAAUAUUAGUGUUUUUUAUAUCGACAUUUUUUUAAAACAUUCUCUUUUCGAAUGUGGUAUGUAAUGGCAAAGGGGAGUAACUAUUUGAAAAUCGAUAAUUUAUACUAGAUUUAAGGAAUAGAGGUUGUUUGAAAAUUGUGCUAAAUAUUACUUAAAAAAAUGUACAUAAUGAUUUUAGAAAAAUAAAUCUUUUAAAAAGUUAAAAAAAACAGUGACUUUAAUUUAUCUGAGAAAUAAUCACAGUGUGUAUAUUCGAAUUACCUGUAAAUUAUAUACGUUCCGUUUUUAUAAACAGACACAUAAAUUAAAUUUCUUUAGUUUAACAAUUCUUUAUAUGUAAACUAGGAAAUAAAUAUAUAUAUAUUUUUUUUUUGAAUUUUAAAUCGUCUUUAUUAUAUAUGUCAAGUUGACUAUCCAACCGAAUAAUUCGUGGAAUUUAGAAUAUACAUUCUCGUCUUAUUCAAACCAGCAAUUCAAAGGAUAUUUAAAUUUGAAAAACACAACCGAUAGAGAUAACUUGGCCAUAGAAUUGUGGGCUAUACCGAAAACUUAUUCGAGUUUUCCUAGUAUCAUUAAUUUCGGAAAUGUAGAUAUUGAAACAAAGUUGGUACCUAUAGUUAUAAAUAUUAAAUUUCCUACAAAAUCGAUAUCUGACUAAAAAUAUAUUAUUUUCAGCGUUACGAGAAAAUUACACCUAGAACCAGAAUCGUACCCCUAUCCGUUCCGCAUAUUUAUCCCGUACGCUGUAAACGGAUUAAGUGUAAAUCCGCUUUGUGGUUCGUUUGUUUCGAUAAAUCCAAAAAGAGAUUGCAGUUUAAGAAAAAAGAAUAUAAUUUAUUUUUUCAUUAUUUUGUUUUGUUUUUAUUUGUUCUUCAGGUGAAGUACCCAGCGAUACCCCUACCGAAGUCACGAUCACUUACAAGCCCCGGUCGUACAUAACUUUGUCUGCCGUUUUGGUAUUAUACGUUCUAAAAGGCAAUCGAAAACCUCGAGUCGUCACAUUGACGGCGGUUACAAAACCCAAAAUAAAAAGAAGGUAUAAUAUAAAUUAUUUUUAUUUUUACUAUGAUUUUUUUUUUUGAAUGUUCAAUUUGAUUUAAACCAUCGUUCAUCAUCGUCUGUAUGAUAUUACAUAGAAUAUAUUUCUAAUAAACACUGUCGGUGAAAUGUAUAUACAAUGCGUAAGUAUUCAAGGCGUAUUAUCUAUACUGUGUAUAUUAGAAUAUUGUAAUAAUGUACUAUUACUAUUUGAGAAUAAUUCUUUCAGUACAUAGAAAAUUGAAUAUAAAUAAUAUUUUUUUUUUUUUUUCCAGAAAUUCUCUUUUAAACACGAAUAAAAUAAUGCCAAUCAAAAUGUAUAAAACUCCACUCCGUAAAUCUAUAAAACCAGCUGAUAAAAGAGAAAACGAUAUUGUCGUGUUUAAUCGACUUACUCUGAAUAAGAUUCUGAUGAACAAACGUAGUACAACACCAACCGAAUCACAUGCGUGGCUCAGUAAGAAAUAUAACGAAUAUCAACGAAUUUAAAAUGCGAUGAUGUUUGUAUUACACAGUUGCUAAAACUUCGUGACAAAAAAUCUGUUCUAGGAUAAUGGGAACGGGUGCAGCCAUUCUUAUAGGUAAUUUAAUUUAUACCUAUAAGUAAUGAUAAAUCAUAGCUUACGAAAAAGACGAUUCUAAGCAAAAUUCAGUUGAUAGUGAUGCUUUGUCAACGAUAUAUAUGUAGUUUUUUAGUAAAAUAAUUAAAUAGGCAAUAUGUAUUUUCUUCAAUAAUAUUUGUUUAAUUUAUCGAUUUUCUCAGUUUUUUCACGUUUUUCCCAUUUGUUGAGAAAAAUCAUGGGAAAAUUAAAAAAUGACUUCCUUAAAAAAACCUUUUCAGUCAGAUUUCCUUUCAGAAAAAGUACUAUCGUUUUAAGUCAGUGUAAAAUUGCUGGCAGAAAAUUUUUUCACAGGAAAAAAGAAGGCUAUAAUAUUUUUAACUAAUACCUACAUUUCUUAGGUGUUAUCUAAAUUUCGUUUUUCCAUCAUUUUUUUUUUUUUUGGUUUUCAUAUUGUUGAGAAAACUCCUGGGAAAAUUGAAACCUUAAACUUAAACACCUCAAAAUCAUAGCAAGAUUUGCAAGAAAAGUUAGGCACAGAUAGAAAAAUGAAUAAACAUCUUUGUAAUACAAGCUUCUUCGCGUUAUUCAUAAUCUAAGAUGUUUUAUAAAAAAAUCAAUUUUAUUAAAAUGUUUCAAACAAAUGAUAUUAGAGUCCUAUUUAUAGGAAGAAAAUUGAUGUGAAUUAUUGUCCUAUUCACCAAAUUCCUUUAAUAUACACCCCCACCCUCUCAUUAUAACUUUGUCACAUUUUAUAUUUCAUAUAUAAAAUCGUGUUCUUUUUAAGUAUUGCAAACGUAUUUUCAGUUAAGUAUAAUAUAUCGUAGUAUUGAAUUUAAGAACGAAAAAAAUAAAAAAAUCUAGCUCAUAUUAUAGAUAACCAACGUAAAUAAUUCCAGAUCCUUUGGGCGAGGCGGACGAAGUGUACAGAAAUUCUUACGCGAAGAAUAGUAAGAAAUUUAUGGAAAACGUAAAAAUAUUCGGUGACGCGCACAAAGUAGCCGUAAAAUCGAAAAUUGCUAGACAUGAACCGGUCACUACUGACGAAGAAAUUCAAUAUGUUAUCGACAAGCGCGAUGGGGAAUGGAAUGAUUACAAGGUUAAAUAACUAGGACUCCUAGGACUAAUCAAAAGUUAAUGAAAGCUUUUCUAGCUUCCUAGCAGUUUUCGAACCCUUCGUUGGAAUUUCUUGUUCGUCGCAACUCAUUAUCCCGUAUAUUUAGUAUACUAUAUAUACUAUUUAUAUAUACUUAUUUAGUGCAUACAUGGACAGUGUCAUUUAAUAUUGGCUUUCAGUGUAAAAUAUUGACCGUUCUAUAAAUCUGUAUGCACCAACGAUGAAUCACACUAUUGAAUGCCACUACAUGCUCAUGUUUAAUUAUACUAUUAAAUGCUCGUGUUAAAUAAUUAUUAUUCUAAUUUUUGAAUAUAUACAAUACAGGAAAAACUGUAUUCCUAUCAAACAAUAUCACCUGACGAUCAGUCGGGGCCUUUUGGACUUCGCGAGAGAAGCAUUCGGAUAAACCACAUCGUAAUAUUAAUAAUUUUUUGUUAAUAAUUUACUCGAUUUAAAAUUAGUAAUGUUGUAGCUAUGCUUUGCGAAAGUUAAAAUGAGGCUCAGAAAAAUAAUAAUAUUCCCCUGGCAAAGUUACAAUAUUUUUUUUUUUUAAUAUAGCGUUAUUAUAUUAUAAUAUACAGGUUUUUUUUUUUUUUUAGGAUGAAAGUAAAUUCAUAUUUGACGAUACUCUCGACAGAAAUUUUUGGAAACGAUGUCAAAUGUACAACAAAUUUGUGAACGCGGUAAAGAUGAUUAUUAUUAAAAAUCGUUUGCUUACGAGACUGAACCUUUUCAACGCUAUGCGAAUUAAUGAUAUAACAAAUACGACAUAA